Messenger RNA from Rotaria sp. Silwood2, 1137 nucleotides. NCBI's taxonomy places the organism in Eukaryota, Metazoa, Rotifera, Eurotatoria, Philodinida, Philodinidae. The record is from the annotation of a GenBank genome assembly.
AUGAUUAAAGAUGCAGAGGCAAUCGUACAACGCAUCACUGAUUUUUCUGAAGUGCCUCAACAAUUUCUUUCACCUAUAUGGGGUUACGAUGCAAUGCCUGUGGUAUCACUCGAAGAAGCCGUUGAACCACUCGUUUCUCUUUUACCAGCUGUUAAAAGUUACGCCUAUUCAGCAGAGGAGAUGUGUAAACAACCUGCCGAUGGUUUGACACAAAAUGAGUCAGCCGCAAUCGUGCUCUAUACUAUGAGUUGGGAGCCACUCGAAGAAUGUCUUUAUCACGCUCUGAAUGCCGCACUACGAUCAGUAAGCAGGCAACAACUAAAGCCGUGGUUCUCUUAUUUGAAAUUGUUGCUUACUGCACUCUCUCGACUUCCAUUGACUUCUAGUCGAACUAUCUAUCGAGGAAUAAAAUUAGAUUUCAGUCACCAAUAUUCUAUGCGCGAUACAAUCGUAUGGUGGGGCUUUACAUCGUGCACUGCAUCAAUCAAUGUUUUACAAUCAGAACUAUUUCUUGGUAAAACUGGAAGUAGAACAAUGUUCACUAUCGAAACUGAUUCAGGCAUAGAUAUUCGUAACCAUUCUUAUUUCAAGACAGAAGACGAAGUGCUUCUUCUACCUGCUAGACAGUUUAAAGUUCAUGGAUGUCUUGAGCAAGGCAGUGGGCUUCAUGUCGUUCAACUUAAAGAAAUCAAGACAUCUGUUCCUUUAUUGCAACCAGUAACUGUAGAAUGUAUCUAUCCCGAUGGUAGUCGAUAUAAAGGAAAUCUCAGAGGGGGUAAGAGACAUGGACGUGGUACCUACGAUUUUGUCAAUGGUGAGAAAUAUGAGGGUGAGUGGGCUGAUGAUCAAACAAAUGGAAUAGGAAUUCGCAACUUUCCCAAUGGAAAUCGAUAUGAAGGAAAUGAAAGAAAUGGUAAGCGACAUGGUUAUGGUAUCCUCUAUUUCGUCAAUGGAGAGAAAUAUGAGGGCGAUUGGGCCAAUGAUAAAAAGAAUGGAAGUGGAAAAUAUACAUGGUCGCAAAAUCUUCAAUAUGAAGGAACAUUAAGAGAUAAUAAAAAGGAUGGACAUGGUAUAUUAAGGUUUGCCAGUGGUCGUGUUCGAAAAGGCAUUUGGGAAAAUGACAAAUUUAUUGGUUGA